Gadus morhua (Atlantic cod) is the source of this 3843-nucleotide messenger RNA. RefSeq names its product hepatocyte growth factor b (gene hgfb). The transcript is spliced from 18 exons. Gene Ontology annotation, biological process: proteolysis. Lineage: Eukaryota; Metazoa; Chordata; Actinopteri; Gadiformes; Gadidae. Gene Ontology annotation, molecular function: serine-type endopeptidase activity. The record is from RefSeq and is a predicted model, not a curated record. The coding region runs from base 163 to 2304 and encodes 713 amino acids.
AAAAGGAAGAGAGAUAGUUGCAAGGAAGUAUUAGUCCACCAAGAGCAGGCGCAUCUGUGCAGUGGUCGAGGUAACAUCUCUCGGAAGACUCCAACAAACAACAACAAAAUCAACAACAACAACACAAAUUACAGCGCAAGCAUCUCCAAGUUGUUUUCGACCAUGUGGAUGUACAAUACUCUGAUCGGACUCUUCAUUGUUUGCUGUUGCGAGAGCCGGAGAAAUGCCUUGCAGGACUACCAGACGACUGAUGGGGUAGGGCUGACUGGCACCCCAGCCGACCCCAUCUCCCUGUCCAAACGGAAGAUGAGUGUGGCCAAGUGUGCCAAAGCCUGCAAUAGACCCAAGAAAUUCCCCUUCACCUGCAGAGCGUUCGUCUAUGAUCAUAGAAACAGGAAAUGCCAGUGGCUCUCGUUUGACAGGAACACCCAUGCGGGAGUUCAGAGCCAAGAGGACUCCAAUUACCAACUGUAUCAGAAGAAAGACUAUGUGAGGGAGUGCAUUGUGGGUACAGGUGUGAACUACAGGGGUCAAAGGUCGGUGACGGUCGGGGGGAUCCCGUGCCAGGCCUGGGCCUCUCCUCUCCCCCAUGAGCACAAGUUUAUGUCCAAGAGGUACAGGAACAAGGACCUGAGGGACAACUUGUGCCGGAACCCGGACAACUCCACGGUGGGGCCUUGGUGCUUCACCACCGACCCCAGGCCACACCUCAGACACCAGGGCUGUGGAGUGCCCCAGUGCUCAGAGGUGGCGUGUGUGAGCUGUAACGGUGAGGACUACAGAGGUCCCAUGGACCACACACAGAGCGGGAGGGAGUGCCAACGCUGGGACCUGCAGGAGCCACACACACACCUGCACCAGCCUAAGAGUUUUCAGGACAAAGGUUUGGACGACAACUUCUGCAGGAACCCAGACGCACGACACCGUCCCUGGUGCUACACUACGGACCCACACACACCCUGGGAGUACUGUGACAUCAAAGUCUGCAACACGGCCAGAGAGAGUACUGUGGCGGAGACCACCCUGUGCUCCCAGGGCGGGGGCGAGGGCUACAGGGGGACCGCUGACAUGGGCCAUGACGGCCGGACCUGCCAACGCUGGGACGUCCAGUACCCCCAUAAUCACACCUUCACACCCCAGGACUACCCCUGCAAGGACCUGAAGGAGAACUACUGCCGUAACCCGGACGGACAGGAGUUCCCGUGGUGCUUCACCACCGACCCCCGGGUGCGCACCGCCUUCUGCACCAACAUCCCCCAGUGUGGCGUCCAGAGUGACCCGGCCGUGACUCAGGACUGCUACGAAGGCCUGGGAGCGGCUUACCAAGGCCAGCAGUCCCGGACCCGGUCCAACCUACCGUGCUCUGCAUGGAAAGAGCACAGCAACAGUGACAGGCGCAUGUCGACGGUGGACAUGGAGGAAGCCUACUGCAGGAACCCAGAUGAGGACAAACACGGGCCCUGGUGCUACACCAACACCUCGUCCGUACCUUGGGACUACUGCUCCGUCCAGCCAUGUGAAGCCUCCCAACACACCCUCCCACUGGUGAUCUCAACUGUGGGGUGCUUCAUCCACAAGAGGAUCAGGAUCGUAGGAGGGGGGACCCCCAACAUCUCGGACGGAAGCUGGAUGGUCAGCAUCCAGAAGGGGUCGAGGCAUUGGUGCGGAGGGUCUCUGAUCCGAGAGGAGUGGGUCCUCACGGACCGACAGUGCUUCUCCUCCUGUGUUCCAGAUUUAAGUGAAUACCAGGUUUGGUUGGGUGUGUCUGACCUCCGGGAGGAGGCAGCUGAUUGGUCCACCAGACAGGAAAUCAGCAUUGCGCAUGUGAUCUGUGGCCCGGAAGGUUCCAACCUUGCCCUCAUUAGGCUUGCAAGGCCCGCGCAUCCGGCCCAGAACGUGCGCACCGUCCAGUUGCCCGUGGCCGGCUGCACCAUCCCGAAUGGCAAAAUGUGUAAAGUGUAUGGCUGGGGAGAAACUAAAGGUACGGGCCACGAUGACGUGCUGAAGGUGGUGGACCUGCCCGUGGUCCACAACGACCAGUGCAGGCAGCUGCACCGAGGAAGCCUCCACAUCUCCGAGAGGAACAUCUGCGCCGGGGGCCGGCGUAACGAGGGCGUGUGUGAGGGGGACUACGGCGGUCCUCUGGUCUGCCAGGACGGGGAGAGCAAGGUGAUUGUGGGCGUCAGCGUCCAUGGCAGGAGCUGUGCGCGAGCCGACCAGCCCAGCAUCUUCAUCAACGUCCCCUUCUACACCCAGUGGAUCUACAAGGUCUUCAAAUAUUACCCCGAGCAGCAGACCUUCUAGAGCCCCGCCCCAGGGACUCCAAGCAUGACCGUGAUAGGCCACCCACGCUGAAUCUGGCAGCUGAUUAUGCGUGAGGUUAUGCGCCCCUGGGUCACGCCCCUACUACAUUCGUCUGGGAAACCCCACUUCACCCCCAACACUCUGAGAUAUUCCAGUACUUCAAGCCCGCCAAAACUCCUAGGAUUGAACGUGAGGACCGCACCUCAAGCAGGGAUUAAUUGUCAAGGUCGUAGAGAUGGCUGUUGGUCCUAACCUCUGUGAAACCCUGGAUAACUGACUGACGCAUUCCUCCCGCCAUAAAGCCAACCUCUUCGUUUGACGUCUGAUUACGACGCGGUCUUCCUCAAAUAAACAAGAGAGAAAACCACAAACCGUGUUUAGCGAUCGCACACACCAGUAGUAUUUAUGCUUUGGGAGUUGUCAUAAUGAAGGAAUAAAAAAAAUAAAAAACACAGUUCACAUCCAACACAGACCAGUGUAUAUGUAGUCGGCUAAUUAACUACAUUUGGAAAAACAGUUGGGCGAUAACGCGUGGUGAGCAUAUGCACUCUGACCCAAGGCCGGGAGCACCCAGUUCACUCAGAAAGGUCACAGACGUUUGAGCUUUACCGUGUUCGGGUUUCCCUCGGUAGCAAGCCAAGCUCUCGGUAGAGCAUCUUCACGUGUCUGUGUGUGAGAACACCCACAUGGCAUUUCCUGGCAUUACUUGAAAAGUGUUCAACAGCCAUGGGCAGUGGUUUGAUGGCGAGUGUGCGUUAGUGCACUCAGCUCCUGGGAUAGGCCACGGUGAGGUGCACUCAGAGCUGCCCCCCUUCACCUGUAGGGGCCUCCAACAGAUGGCUGUCCUUACUGUACAUAGUAUUUUAACGAGUGUGUUUCUGACACUCUGAAACGCUUUUUGGGUCUUAUAGACCUGUUGCGGGAGCCAGAUCGAUGCGCGGUGGAAGACGGACGGUGUAUAGCAGAGCUGACAUCAGCUCUCUUAUGAUAAGUUAAACAUGUCCUGCAAACAGCAAAUUUGCAAUUUCCAUUUUCAUUCCAUUCUUUGUCACCACCACCAUGCCAUUGGCUGUAAAUAUGAAUAAAUAUACUUUUUUGUGUGUUUGUAUAGCUAAGAAGGAAUGUCUUAAUGAAACAUAUUUACUGUACAUAUUCUCACGUUUUUUUUAUCAUUGCAAAUCCCUUUUUUAAUAUUCUUCACAUUUUGUAACAUGUAUUUGUCUGUGUAUGUGAGUGUGUUAGUUUGUGUGUGUAUGGGUGUGUAUGUGUGUGUAUGGAUGUGCGUGUGUGCGUGUGCCUGUGUAUGUGCGUGUGUGUGUGUGUGUGCAUGUGUUAUGCAUGGGUGUGUGUGUGUGUGUGUGUAUUGCUGCUAUAUAUUAUCUCACGGUAUAUGGACAAGUGUCUUCUUCAUGUACAGUGUACAUUGACUCUAGCGAUCAUAACGUAUAUAUUAACCAGCGUGUUGAAUGGAAGGCAGAAGACCAGAUGAGCAACCCUGUUUUGUAAUCAUUUAACCCUAUUAAAGGACCCAUACCCGUU